Messenger RNA from Drosophila suzukii, 1993 nucleotides. The record is from RefSeq and is a predicted model, not a curated record. Lineage: Eukaryota; Metazoa; Arthropoda; Insecta; Diptera; Drosophilidae.
UUGGCGCUUCGAGCACGUAUCCGCGGAUACACCGGAAUAAAAAAAUAAAAAACACUCUGAAACUCAAACAAUCCAACACACAGCUGUGCCGCGCAAUAAGAUACAAAGACACUCGAAUUCUGUUCGAUUUUAGCGGAAGAUGGAUGGGCUGCAAAGUGCUUGCAUCGAUGCUGGCGUUGAUGGACAGUCAUAAAUUCGGCGUGAAAUUCGCGCAGAUACUUAGAUACUUGGCCAUCCCGCAGAUACUUAUCGCUAUCCGUGACAAAUUGCGCGAGUGCGUGUGUUUUUGUGAUACCCAAAAGCCGUCCAAAUCCGUCGCUUAGCCCUUUGCGGCCAAUUACCCCUUAGGACCAUCCAAAACAUUCACCUGCAGGUAGAACGCCAGAGUCUAGCCAAUUUGCCAGCAGGAUGCCAUCGGAUUAACUCUCCAGAUAUCCGGCUGGUUGCGACAAUUUUACCUUUGCUAUUGUCCACUGCAAUUUCCGCAUUCAACACAAGUGAAAUUCGUAGUUCAGUGCAGUGAAUAUCAGAAAAAGAACUCACUUCAACGGAGGUGAACGCCGUCGGCUAACUGAAAUAACUCGCAUCCACGACUAGGACCCCUGGCUUCAGAAUGGAUCCCGACUGCUUUGCGAUGUCCUCGUACCAGUUCGUCAACUCGCUGGCCUCCUGUUAUCCGCAGCAGAUGAAUCCGCAGCAGAAUCACCCGGGAGCGGGUAACUCGAGUGCGGGCGCUAGUGGCGGCGGAGCGGGGGGCAGCGGGGGCGUGGUGCCCAGCGGCGGGGCAAACGGGGGCCAGGGCAGUGCGGGGGCGGCCACUCCGGGGGCCAACGACUACUUCCCGGCCGCCGCGGCCUACACGCCCAACCUGUACCCCAACACACCGCAGGCCCACUACGCCAACCAGGCGGCCUACGGCGGACAGGGAAACCCCGAUAUGGUGGACUACACACAGCUGCAGCCGCAGCGCUUGCUCCUGCAGCAGCAGCAGCAACAGCAACAGCAGCAGCAACACGCCCAUGCGGCGGCAGCAGUUGCAGCCCAGCAGCAGCAGCAACUCGCCCAGCAGCAACACCCGCAACAGCAGCAACAGCAGCAGCAGGCGAACAUCAGUUGCAAGUACGCCAACGAUCCUGUGACGCCGGGUGGCAGUGGGGGAGGGGGUGUUCCCGGCAGCAGCAACAACAACAACAACAGCUCCAACAGCAACAACAACAACAACAGCCAGUCACUGGCCAGUCCACAGGACCUGUCCACCAGGGACAUAUCGCCCAAGCUGUCGCCCAGUUCGGUGGUGGAGAGCGUGGCCCGGUCGCUGAACAAGGGCGUCCUGGGCGGCAGUCUGGCGGCCGCCGCCGCCGCCGCUAGCUUGAACAACAACCACAGCGGAUCCGGAGUGCCCGGCGGUCCUGGGAACGUCAAUGUCCCCAUGCACAGUCCGGGGGGCGGGGACUCGGACUCCGAGAGCGACAGCGGCAACGAGGCGGGCAGCAGCCAGAACAGCGGCAACGGCAAGAAGAACCCGCCGCAGAUCUAUCCCUGGAUGAAGCGAGUGCAUCUCGGAACGAGUACUGUGAAUGCCAAUGGCGAGACGAAACGACAACGGACCUCAUACACCCGCUACCAGACGCUGGAGCUGGAGAAGGAGUUCCACUUCAACCGCUACCUGACCCGCCGCCGCAGGAUCGAGAUCGCGCACGCCCUGUGCCUCACGGAGCGGCAGAUCAAGAUCUGGUUCCAGAACCGGCGCAUGAAGUGGAAGAAGGAGCACAAGAUGGCCUCGAUGAACAUCGUGCCCUACCACAUGGGUCCCUACGGCCACCCGUACCACCAGUUCGAUAUCCAUCCGUCGCAGUUCGCGCACCUGAGCGCAUAGGACGCGUGGCACUUUUCGGGUACUGGUUAGAGACUCAAUCAGUUGUAUCAGGAACCAUAUCAGACGGCGGCGGCGGCCUCGGCGGCCAGUGGCUAUCAGUCGCAGGACGGUGGCUCA